Molecule: messenger RNA, 2095 nt
Organism: Aspergillus calidoustus
Lineage: Eukaryota; Fungi; Ascomycota; Eurotiomycetes; Eurotiales; Aspergillaceae
Source: the annotation of a GenBank genome assembly
GCCGGGUUCCGAAUCCGGGCGAAGUGUGCAUGCCGAGACGCUGUAGAGCCCGUGCCCCGUGACCAAUCAGGCCCUCUCUGCUGACGCCAUGACCAAUAACCCUUCUCUGCUGUUCUCUAUUGGCCAACCCACUGUGCUUUGCUCGCAGAGCCUUCCCAACAUGCAUCGAACAUGAGGCGACUGAUGUCGUAGAUGUUGUGGCUCCCCUGCUCUUUCCCCUGCUCUUUCCCCUUUGGUCCUGCCUCACACUCCCCUCGUGAGCUGGCUUCGAUCGUAGCCUCUUUGCUCGACCUUCAAGCUGAGGAACGACCAAUCUCUUACGUAUAUCUGCUCAGAGUCGUACAGUCAGGUAGGGAUCUGUACCAGGAUCUUGCUGCCGACCAUUUACUCCGGCCCGACCAGCCAGUACACUUGCAAGCUCUCGUAUGCAGUCAGAUGCAACUCGCCUUGCUGGUAAUCAAUCCCUGAUGUUCCUGUUAUCUCUCCUCGAUGGCGUCGUCUCUUACCUGCGUCGAUACCCUCUGGAUAUCAACAACGGGACCGACCACCCCUCCUGGGCUCUUUCACAAUCGCACUCGGACUAGACAAGAGCAGUCGGUCAGCGCCAUAUAUCUGGCGGAUACCCGCAGCAGGGAGAGCCGAUUGUGAUUCUGAAGACGACCAAGGUUUGUGAGGACAGUCCCUUGCUUUGUACCGCAAACACGGCUCGUCUCACCAUGUUCGGGACCCUACAUUUGGCCUCCCAGGACAAGGAGGCAAUGUUUAUCGAGCGGCCACAUGGCUCGUCAAACCUAGAGAAGAACUCGGCUUGCAACCGAUGCAGAGCCAAAAAGGUCAAAUGCAACCCUACAGAGGACGGAUGCACCCGAUGCAAGCGCCUUGGGAAGAAGUGUACCUCGAAUCCAGCGAAGCAUAUCGGGGCAAAUCGGAGGAUUCGAAAAGGCAGCAUCAACAUGACACAGCAUGAGCACCUGCUAGACCUGUUCGCGCAUACGACAGCGGACUCCUCUCGGAACCUCCAGACUACAGCGCAUGGGGGCAUCGGGUCUCCACCCCGGGGGAACUGCACCAUCGAUGGCAGUAUAAUUGGGGCACAGUGCCGUUCUGAUAUCUUAGCAGAGCUUGAUCCGCCUUUUAUGCCGGAUCUUUGUCAGGAACCUAUCUCUCAAGACGGAGAUGAUCUCUCUAGAGCCUUCAUGUCUUCGCUCCUGCCCAACGCCGCCCUCUAUCAGACCCCUGAACUCUCGCCGCCCUUUAGCUUCCAGGACGAGCUCUCACAUCUCCACCUCCCUCCAGUCGACCACUUUCAAGCGCUCAACACGACCGCCCUUCUUCCUUGCACUCCUCCUUCGCCGCCCUUUACACAGUCAUGCCAAUGCCUCGCUGCGGUUCUGUUUGCCGUGGAGGAACUCGAAACCAGUUGCAACCCAGGGCACCGCUCCGAACUCGACUCCAUCAUCGCCUACCAAAAGGAAGCCAUCAAACGCUGCCGCCUGAUGCUGAAAUGCAGCGCCUGCCCACUGAAGCGAGAAAACCUGGUCCUGCUAGCGUUUAUGGCCGAGAAACUCGUCUCGGCAAGCAGCCAGAUUGUCCUCAUCUACCAGAACAGAGACAGCAUCGCAGGCGCCGGACAGUCUGACCACAAGAAGGAUUGCGCCUCGCCCUCUAUUCCACCUUUUCACCAUGACACAUUCGAUGAGCUUCUCAACAACUUCAAUACAUACUCCCUCACCACUCACAUCGGGACCGAUCCUGACCGCAAGUACAUGCCACCCGGCUGGCGCGAAAUGCUCCUGGGUGACUACGAAAUCAGCUCGGUCACGGAGUGGCAACAGAUCAUGCGGGUUCUGAUUGUGCUGCAGAUUAGGGGUGUGGUUGAGUUACUAGGGGAUCUGCGAAAUGUGUGCGGGGAGGCGUUGGGGGAGAGCCGGAUGGCGAGUCUGGCACGCUCGGAGCGUAUAUUAGCGCAGCUGCGGAGGGAGCUUUAUACUCCAUGAUUUGAAUUGCAUCGAAUAGGGGUGCGUUGCCAGUGGCUUUACAUAUAUCUAGAUCUAUUUGGUAGUUGGUGUGAAUUAGACUAUAUGGUCAUUCGGAC